ACUCAGUCCGGGCGAAUGCUUUAGGCAUCAUGGGCACCUUCUUGACCUCGAUACCGAGGUCCCGGCGCAAAUCAAUACUCCUCCUUUCACCUCUAGAAAAUGCCACGAAAAGCCCGCAUUCACUUUGUUUCUCUUCAUUCUUCGUUGGUUAACCUUCCCAUCUCAAUAUAUGGACCGCUUCUUGAGCGUAACAUCCGUCCCCAAAAUCUUGCCGUUCAUUUGACUCUUGUGCCUCCCAAUUCCACUGCGAUCAGGAAGGAGGCGUAUGUAGGAUGGACUGGCAUGGCUUCUGCGUCGUCUCUGGCCCAAUUCAACGUCUCAGAACCCACGGAAAAAGGUCUUGAAACAAUCGAGAUUGACCCACAGUACUCACAAAGCUUAGGAUUUGCUCAAGGAGAUAUUGUUGAAAUCGGCUUACUUCAUGACAUGGCUUUUGCAAAGUCUGUGGCGACCGAACCUUUGACCUCAGACGAUUGGGAGAUUAUUGAAAUCCAUGCAUCUCACGUAGAAUCUACUCUUCUCUCUCAAGUCCGCGUAGCGAAAGUAGGCCAGGAGAUCAAUGUGUGGGUGCUGGGCAGGACACGCGUCCGACUCAAGAUAGUAUCUCUUGCUCCCCAAGCCAAAAACGACGCACUUCUUCUAAGUACCAACACCGAAGUCUCCAUUUCACCUAAAUUGCAUGCCAAUAGACGCGUUCAUGCGAAAGAACCCGCGGUUAAUGGAACCGCCGAUGCUGUUGUUCCCAAGUCUAUACCACAGCCUUUCCAAAUCCUCAGAGUCCUUCCAAAUCAUGUCCUGUCAAAACCCUUAACCGCAUACAGUGGAUCCGAAGUGAUUGGAUAUGUGUCAUCCUCCACUUUAGCUCAAUUACUUCCAGCAAGUCGAAAUGUGGCAAAGCAACAUACAUGCUAUAAGGUAUCUCUUAAGCGUCUUGAGCCUCCUAUCAAUCCUGUUUCUACGCUACAAACACCAGAAACAGUCCCCGAAACGAAAGUAUUGAAUCCCAGCGAAAAGAUACACAACGUGGAAAACUCGGACAAUGCAGAGCGCAGUUACGUAUGCGGAAGAGUUGAGUUGAUUGGUGGACAUAUUGUCUUUCCUAGUCUUCCCGCCGGUAUAGAGCACUGGGAUCUCAUCAAAAUAGUGGCGGAUAGUUCCGCUGGAACCCUCACGAUUUCUGGUGAUAAUAACACCGAAACUUUAACUCCGCAUCCAGAAACGGCUGAAUUCCUUGCUGGAGUGGACGAUAUUCUCAAGCGAUGUGUCGAGUUCUGUGUAAGGAAAAUAGCUAUCCACAGUACCAAACUCUCUGUUCCAGGAGUAUCAUCCCUUCUCUUAACUGGACGAGCUGGGGUGGGCAAAACAUCUAUCGUCAAGACUGUGGCAAAGGCUUUACAGCAGAACCCCAAGACUUAUACCUACACUCAUUAUGUCGAUGUUUCCCCCUACGCCGACAAACCCAUUUCUGUCGUUAAACUGCUUUUCAGGUAUUGGCUAAAGACAGCUAUCUGGCAUAAACCCUCCAUUCUAGUGUUGGACAAUCUUCAUGAGCUGUUAGGAAUCGAAUCCGAGCAAAGUGAUUCAUUCCGAACACGUCAUGUAACUGAGUUAUUUCUGUCAAUGUUCUCUUCCUCAGCACGGUCUGCCUCGGUCAACUACCGUGGUAUAAUUCUACUGGCUACUGCACCAUCCUCUGCUGCUCUCCAUCCAUUGAUUGGUACUGCUCAUGUCUUUGAGGAAGUGGUCAAUGUGACUCCACCAAAUAAGGAUGCACGUAGAGAUAUCCUUGCGAAGAUUAUACACGAUCGUUUGGUUGCGGCAAAUGAUUUGGCUCAGUCAUCCGAAGCCCCAAUUAAUUUUACAUACCUGGCUACCCAAACCGAAGGUUACUCCGCCACAGACUUGCAAGACUUGGCUUCUAGAACCGUGCACCAAGUCACCAUGAGAUUGGCGAGCGAGAACAAACCACCUAUCAUUACUAUGGCAGAUUUUGAAAUUGCCCGCGCAGAUUUUAUCCCACUCUCCUUGCGAGAUAUAAAACUGGAAAAGUCUGACGUGUCCUGGGCAGAUAUCGGCGGUUUGCAUGAAACCCGUCGAAUACUUCGUGAAACUUUAGAAUGGCCAACAAAAUAUGGUCCUAUAUUCGCUCAAUCGCCACUGCGGCUUCGAUCUGGGCUUCUUCUGUUUGGGUAUCCUGGAUGCGGCAAGACUCUCCUUGCUUCAGCAGUAGCGAAAGAAUGCGGUCUAAAUUUCAUUGGCAUCAAAGGUCCAGAAAUUCUGAACAAGUACAUCGGUGCUAGUGAGCAGACUGUGAGAGACAUCUUCGAACGUGCUAGUUCCGCGAAACCCUGUGUGCUCUUUUUCGACGAGUUUGAUUCCAUUGCUCCGAAGAGAGGUCACGAUAGCACUGGUGUAACAGACCGAGUAGUCAAUCAGAUGCUAACGCAGAUGGAUGGCGCGGAAGGCCUCGAUGGUGUUUACGUUCUCGCUGCCACUAGUCGACCAGAUCUCAUAGAUUCCGCCCUUCUUCGGCCAGGUCGAUUGGAUAAAUCUCUUCUCUGCAACAUGCCGGACGUCCGUGAACGCAAAGACAUUUUAGAAGCUGUCAGUCGCAAGGUUUCCCUUGCAGCCUCGGUUGACCUCGAUGAAAUUGCGCAAGCUACCGAAGGAUUUUCUGGUGCUGACUUGCAAGCUCUGAUAUACAAUGCACAUCUUGAGGUCGUCAAUGCUGCGAUUGUGUCCUCUCCUUCGGGAAAAGAUACUGUCUCCCAACUGAAUAAGCGGGCAAUAAGAUACACCACCAUCGGUGGACACUCGAAGACUAUUAGAAGCAAAGCCGAAGAAUCAGCAUUGCAAAGAAAACUUCAACAAAUACAAGCUGCAAGCCAACCGAUACAAGAACGGGCUGAUGACCGUGUCGAUGCUGUAGCGCACAAGCAGCAGAUCAUGCAAGAUCACAUCCGCCAUGUCCUCAAGACGACCAAGCCUUCUGUUUCCACAGAAGAGCGACAACGCUUGGAUAAAAUAUAUCGUGCAUUCAUGUUCGAUCGUGGCGAUGUACCGUCUGCGCCUUCAGAUUAUGCUGGUGUAGGAAAUAGAUCUACACUCAUGUAGAUGUAAAUGAU
Molecule: messenger RNA, 3125 nt
Organism: Lentinula edodes (shiitake mushroom)
Lineage: Eukaryota; Fungi; Basidiomycota; Agaricomycetes; Agaricales; Omphalotaceae
Product: P-loop containing nucleoside triphosphate hydrolase protein
Exons: 20
Coding region: 100-3114 (1004 amino acids)
Biological process (GO): protein import into peroxisome matrix
Cellular component (GO): cytosol; peroxisomal membrane; peroxisome
Molecular function (GO): ATP hydrolysis activity; ATP binding
Source: RefSeq, a predicted model, not a curated record